This is a messenger RNA of Neogale vison (American mink), 765 nucleotides long. It is a transcript of the gene MUC7, whose product is annotated as mucin 7, secreted. Lineage: Eukaryota; Metazoa; Chordata; Mammalia; Carnivora; Mustelidae. The transcript is spliced from 2 exons. The record is from RefSeq and is a predicted model, not a curated record. Gene Ontology annotation, cellular component: extracellular exosome. Bases 1 to 765 code for a protein of 254 amino acids.
AUGAAGCCUCUGACACUGCUGGUGUGCAUCUGCACACUGAGUGCUUGCUUCUCACUCAGUGAAGGUCAAAAAAAGCCACGGAAAAUAUAUCACAGAAAGAAUGAUGUCCAACAACUUACAUUAGAACGCCAAUUACUAACGAUUCCAAAAUUUCCAACUAACUGGAAUCUAUUAAUUAAAAGGCAUUUAAUUUCUGCUCCAUACAAAUACCCAAAGCCUUCACAUACAAAAAGGAGAAAGCCAAAGCCAAAACGUCCCCUGCCAUUUAAGUGUCCAGAGAAAAGUAAAACUGUGGACAGUAACGCCUCAGCGACUACCACCUCAGCGGCUACCACUCAAAUCCCAUCUUUCAGUCCCACAUCUCCAGGUGUGACUCCACUUAUUGCUACAACCACAUCUGCAGGACAAGGUAACACGAGCUCCCCUGCAGCUACCCCAUCACCACAACCUUCCCCAACUUCGCCAGACACCACAGCUGCCCCCCCUACAUCUUCCCUACCUACACUAGCACCAGAACCUUCCUCAACUCCACUGGGCACCACAGCUGCCCAAGAUACCACACCUAAUCCUUCCCCAACCAGUUCUAUACCUGAAACUAACCAAACUACAGCUGCACCCACAAUCGAAAUUACCACUCCGGCCACUACUCAAAAUACUACUGUUGAACAAACAACCUCACCUUCCAUCCCAAAUGCAAAUUCUCAAUUCUGGCAAUAUAUUUAUGAGCUACUAAAGUACAUUUCUGGUGUUCCACCAAAGAAAUAG